Molecule: messenger RNA, 5141 nt
Organism: Oncorhynchus masou masou (cherry salmon)
Lineage: Eukaryota; Metazoa; Chordata; Actinopteri; Salmoniformes; Salmonidae
Gene: nol9
Product: nucleolar protein 9
Exons: 13
Coding region: 304-2466 (720 amino acids)
Biological process (GO): cleavage in ITS2 between 5.8S rRNA and LSU-rRNA of tricistronic rRNA transcript (SSU-rRNA, 5.8S rRNA, LSU-rRNA)
Cellular component (GO): nucleus
Molecular function (GO): polynucleotide 5'-hydroxyl-kinase activity
Source: RefSeq, a predicted model, not a curated record
CGGCAAAACGAGCUUACUAACUGCUAAACGCUGUAACCGUCGCUGUGGGAUACUGGUUGGCCAAUUAUUACUCAGAAUGGCGUCUGGCUGGCUCACAUGGUGAAACCACUACGCUAUCUAGCUAACAGUAACGUUAUACUGUAGCAAUGUGCCAACACGGUUUUUAUUCGUUCGCUAUAGAGGUCCUCCAAGCAUAUUUUUGAGAAGCUACGGAGAGGUACUGCUUGGUAUCCAACCUUCGUCUUGCCGAUCGUGGGUUCCCCACCUUACAUCUUACUUGCAAAGGGAAAGCCAUAAGAAACCAUGAAAGUGCAGAAAUCUCUCCCCAAACCCAAGCAGACGUCCAAGAGGCAACAAUGUAAUGACAAGUGGUUCAAGUCCAACAGAAUUGCCAAAAACUCAGACUCUUCAAACCUCAGCCCAAGCACAGCCAUGGCCAAGCUAGAGCACCGUGCAUCUAACCUUAGAAAGGACAAGCCUAACCUGAAGAGACUGAAGAAGGGCGCCAAGGCUGUGUCCUUCAGACCGGUCAAGACUCCGGCUGCCACGGAGAGGACCCUCUCUCGUCCCCUGACCAACGGGGGAGCAGGUGGACCAGAGCAGGGCAGUGACUCAGAUGAGUCCCAGGACUGGAGCUCCUUUGCCAAGUCUGUUUUACAUCAAAAUGGUGGUGGAGAGAGUAUGGAGGGCCAGGAGAGUUGUGUCUCAGCCAAAGCUGCGCCUGGCAGGAUAGAGGAGGAGGCUUUUGUUCACUGUGCAGAGCGAGACUACAUCCAUAAUCGCACAGUGCUGGUCAUGCAACAGGGUCAGACCCUGUGUUUUAGGGGGAAGUGCCUUCUGUCAUGUCUGUAUGGUCGGGUGGAGGUGCAUGGUUUCACCCUUGAGGAGGGUCAGCAGUCCUACCCACUUUUUUCCCCUUCCUCACAUUGCCCCCUCACCGUCACAGCACUGGGGGAUUCCCCUAACCCCAGCAAGACCAAGAAAGCGGGCCGUCUAGAGGCCAAAGCCAUUGUCCGCAAGUAUCUCUCUACAGAGACACGUAGAAGGUUGUUGAGUGAAGUAGAUUCAGACUCCUGUGUGAUCCUGCUGGAGCCCCUGGACACCCCUCUGACGCGGUUCCUCACCAGUUUCCCAGACCUCAAAGAGCUGUUUGGACUCAGUUCGAGGGACAUCCGAGAGAGUUCAGCUAUGCUGGACACUCCGCUCUCUGGCCUUGGCAUAACCCCACUGCGGAAAACAGCCAGAGGCAUGGUUAUGUCACAGACCUACAGGGAGGCUCUCAACAGCCUGGUUAAUGCCUGUGCAGAGGAGCUAGAUGGCUGUCCAGUUAUUCUUGUAUGUGGUGCUAAGAAUGUUGGAAAGUCCACCUUCAACCGCCACCUCAUCAAUACCUUACUUAACCACACUGCAAGUGUAGAAUACCUGGAGUGUGACCUGGGCCAGACAGAGUUCACUCCCUCAGGUUGUCUCUCCCUGUCUACUGUCAGAGAGCCACUGCUGGGUCCCCCCUUUACACACCAGUGGGCCCCAGAGCACAUGAUCUUCUAUGGCCAGUCGUCCUGUGAAACGGACCUGGACCGCUAUCUGGAGUCCCUCAAGUCCCUGUGGCGCUUGUACAACCGAGAGACGCCCAUCGUCAUCAACACCAUGGGCUGGGUCAAAGGUUUUGGCUUUCAGUUGUUGGUGGACAUCAUUCGCCUCUUCUCCAUUUCUCACGUGGUGCAGCUCAGUAGUGGGGAUAAAGUCAUGUGCCCCCAACUCACCCCUGAGUUCCUGAGGUCAUCCCACGGCUGGCAGACACACCCUCCUGUCCAGUCAGCUUUGGGGGAGGACAACUCUGGAACUCAUCCUGCCCAGCAGAGUUACACUCUAUUCCGUAUUCACUCAGAGUUUGAAGGAGCAGGCCGCCCGGGAGAAAUGAGACACCAGCGCAGCAACGAGCAGCGGGACCUGGCUCUGCUGGGCUACUUCAGCCAGCUGCAGUCCCCUGAACCAGGCCCUGUCAGACCCCUACACUGCUUCACCCCCUACCAGGUUCCCCAUUCAGCAGUGGCUGUGGGUGUGACACACUGCGAGGUGGCACCAACUCAUGUGCUCUACACUGCCAAUGCCAGUCUGGUGGGGCUGUGCUGUCUGAAUGAGAAGGUAUCAGGCAGGGGAAGCCCAGUACUGCUCUCCCAAACCCCUGUCUGUCCCUGUGUGGGCUUUGGUGUCCUUCGAGGUGUGGACAUGGCACGGGGCCUGUACUUCCUUGUUACACCUAUAGCUCCCUCCAUCCUCCGUCAGGUCAACUGUCUUCUGCUGGGGGCUGUCACACUGCCCAACACCCUCCUCACAGGCCAGACAGGAAUUCUGGGAGAUCCUCCCUACGUCACAAUGGACUACAGCUUUGAACUAACCGGGGCCGGCAAGCUUCACGUCUUCAAGGGGCUUGUAAGACCUGGCCAGAUGAGAAACGCAAAGUGAUUGUUUUUGUUUUUAUGGUUUCACAGCAAGAAAUCAUUUUUUUUGUGUUUUUUUUUUCUCUCCCCUGCCUUGUUUAUUGACUUUAAACACCAAGGCCAGAGUUAAGGUCGUUGAAUGUACAGAAGUGAAGGUUCAGGAGAGGGUGUACCGUAGAGUUGGUGUGAGUGACUCGAGGGCGUACUCUCACUCCAGAUCAGUGCUGAAGACGGCCCAGGCUGUGGAGGUCAACUCCCUCUUGUUGGCGUCAAUUGGGUUUACCUUGGUCUACAAUCAUGAGAGAAUUUCUAUCACAUGGACAAUAUCUAGACAUGCAGUUAAACCUUUGUUUGCAUCUGAAAUGGCACCGUAUUCCCUGGCGCACUGGUCAAAAGUAGUGCACUAUGUAAGGAAGAGGGUGCCAUUUGGGACACAUACUGGGUUUGAUGUCUAUUCCUCAUGGGUCACAUUCCAAAGCCAAGAUUGUACACAUUAUCAAAUGUAAACAAAUUGAUAUACUUUUUGUUGUUGAAAAUGUGAGCUUUUCUUGUCACUGUCAGGACUUUCUAAAUCUGUUGACCUUUGGUCUUUUUAAGUGGCCCAUCAUGACAUGUCCCUAGCAGAUGUGAUAUCAUGGUUAAAUGUUCAAAGUUCCAUGUCAUAAUAUACAGUACCAGUCAAAAGUUUGGACACACCUACUCAUUCAAGGGUUUAUCUUUGUUUACUAUUUUCUACAUUGUAAAAUAAUAGUGAAGACAAUCUAUGAAAUGACACACACAACCAAAAAAAAGUGUUAAAACAAAUCAAAAUAUAAGUAGCCACCCUUUGCCUUGAUGACACCUUUGUGCACUCUUGGCAUUCUCUCAACCAGCUUUGCCUGAAAUGCUUUUCCAACAGUUUUGAAGGAGUUCCUACAUAUGCUGAAAUGGCUGCUUUUCCUUCCCUCUGCGGUCCAACUCAUCCCAAACCAUCUCAAUUGGGUUGAAGUCGGGUGAUUGUGGAGGCCAGGUCAUCUGAUGCAGCAUUCCAUCACUCUCCUUGGUCAAAUAGCCCUUACACAGCCUGGAGGUGUGUUGGGUCAUUGUCCUGUUGAAAUACAAAUGAUAGUCCCACUAAGAGCAAACCAGAUGAGAUGGCGUAUCACUGCAGAAUGCUGCGGUAGCCAUGCUGGUUAAGUGUGCCUUGAAUUCAAAAUAAAUCACUGACGUUGUCACCAGCAAAGCACCAUCACACCACCACCUCCAUGCGUUACGGUGGGAACCACACAUGCAGAAAUCAUUGUCUUGCUCACCUGCUCUGCGUCUCACAAAGACACGGCAGCUGGAACCAAAAAUCCAAAAUUUGGACUUAUCAGACCAAAAGGCAGAUUUCCACCGGUCUAAUGUCUAUUGUUUGUGUUUCUUGGCCCAAGCAAGUCUCUUCCUAUUAUUGGUGUUCUUUGGUAGUGGUUUCUUUCCAGCAAUUUGACCAUGAAUAGUGGAUGUUGAGAUGUUUGUUAUUUGAACUCCGUAAAGCAUUUAUUUGGCUGCAAUCUGAGGUGCAGUUAGCUGCUGAUUUCUGAGGCUGGUAACCCUAAUGAACUUAUCCUCUGCGGCAGAGGUAACUCUGGGUCUUCCUUUCCUGUGAUGGUCCUCAUGAGAGCCAGUUUCAUCAUAGCUCAAUGGUUUUUGUGACGGUACUUAAAGGAACUUUCAAACUUCUUGAAGUUUUGGGAAUUGACUGACCUCCAUGUCUAAUUAAUGAUGGACUGCUCUUUGCUUUGAGCUGUUCUUGUAAUAAAAUGAACUUGGUAUUUUACCAUAUAGGGCUAUCUUCUGUAUACCAUCCCUAACUUGUCACAACACAACUGAUUGUCUCACAUGCAUUAACUUUUAACAAGGCACACCUGUUAAUUGAAAUGCAUUCCAGGUGACUACCUCAUGAAGCUGGUUGAGAGAAUGCCAAGAUUGUGACAAAGUUGUCAUCGAGGCAAAGGGUGGCUACUUUGAAGAAUCUCACGUAGAACACUUUUUCGGGUACUACAUGAUUCCAUGUGUGUUAUUUCAUAGUUUUGAUAUCUUCACUAUUUUUCCACACUGUGGAAUAUACAUUGUCUUGAAAAGAGGUUGUACAUUUGGGCCAUGUUACAGCUGAAGAUUCACUCUACAAGUGAUAUUCAUAAAAAGCCUGGAUGGAGAAGGACAUGAAAGUGCUUGCAGGGGUCUUCUCUGUCAAUGAAACGCAUUAAAACAAAAGAAAACAUAAUGUCACUUGCUCAACAAUCCAUCUAUAGAGCUAUUGGAUAACACCUGUCAAAAAUAUUCCAGAGCAACAAAAAAAAGGAGGAACCUGUACACACAUUGUACCUGAAUAGUAGUUCACUACGAAUUGUUAGUUUUCCGUCCAUGUUUUUUUUUUUUUUUACCAUAGUAAUGGAUGUAAAUGCUUCAAGUAACAUCUCUGUUGCAUUUCUGAGAGUACUGGAUUACUGAACAUUGAUUGACCUAUUUAUUCAUCUGACCUUGGGACAAAAUAUUAGCUAUAGCAUUGAUGGUGCGAUAUGAGAACUACAGGCAAAAACUGUUACCGGUCCUCUAUUCUUUUUUUCCCCCAAUUUGUUUCUCUCUUUCUCUUUUAUCCCUCCUGUUCCAUCAGGAGUUUUGUUUGACAGAAGUUGGUAAUAGUAGGCCUAAGUAAAACUUCCUUUAAGUUCUUUGUUA